Messenger RNA from Eimeria mitis, 1362 nucleotides. RefSeq lists its product as uncharacterized. Bases 1 to 1362 code for a protein of 453 amino acids. The transcript has 6 exons. Lineage: Eukaryota; Apicomplexa; Conoidasida; Eucoccidiorida; Eimeriidae. The record is from RefSeq and is a predicted model, not a curated record.
AUGAAGACCCCAAAGAUGCAGCACUUGUCCCUCAAGCUUUCCUUUCUCUUCUGUCUGCUGCUGCCGUUUGCUGCUGUCUCCUCUGCUGCUGCAGAGGGUGGGGCCAACGCUGCUGCUGCUGCAGCAGCACCAGCAGCAGCAACGGCAGCAGCACCUGCCGCUGAGGCGAGAGGGCUGGUGGUUGUAGAAGCGGGGGAAACAACAGCAGCAGCAGCAGCAGCAGCAGCAGCAGCAGAUUGUCUGCGCAAGCCUUGUGUCAGUGCAUCCCUGGAUGAAUCUCUGCUGCAGCAAGUAGCUGCAGCAGCAGCAGGUGACCACUGGUCACCCCCAGACGGCCCCACAGACGAGAGACAACUCAAAGGAGACACCUUACCCUGCUCCCCCGACCAGCGGCUCCGCGAGGCCCUGGAGCAGCUCAUUGGCGGCCUGCAGCGGAAGGUGGAUGAGCUGAAGGAGAAGAAAACGCUGCAGUAUGACGAACAGAAGUUUCGCGAGUUGGGCUGCAUAGCGGUUGCGUCUCCAUCUCUGUCUUCAUUUUCGGGUGUAUUGGGUUUAUUUCCAUCAGCUUUGUUGCUGCGUUUGUCUGUAUCUUUAUCUUCUCUUUCUUCUUUUUCUUUUGCUGCUGCAUGCGGGCCCCACCUCACCCCUCUCUCUCUCUCUCUACAUACACACACCCCCCGCUCUCUCCCCCUCUCGGGGGCCCUCAACCACAACCACUGCUGCAGCAGCUACAACCUAGGCCCCAUAUACACCCCAACACCCCCCACACCAACCCCCAGUAUGGGGGCCCCCACAAGCAUUGGGGCCCCCACGAGCAUGGGGGCCCCCACAAGUAUGGGGGCCCCCACAAACAUGGGGAGCUACACAAGUAUGGGGGCCCCCACACCCAUGGGGGCCCCCACAAGUAUGGGGGCCCCCGUCAGCAUGGGGGCCCCCUCAAGCAUGGGGGGCUACACAAGUAUGGGGGCCCCCACAAGCAUGGGGGGAUACACGAGUAUGGGGGCCCCCGUCAGCAUGGGGGCCCCCGUCAGCAUGGGGGCCCCCACAAGUAUGGGGGGGUACACAAGGCGGGGGACUGGAGAAACAAGUUUGGGUUGCCAGUGGAACCAAGACACACUAACAACAAGAUGCAGCGGGAACUGCAAUCACUCGGGGCAGUCAGCUGCAGCAGCAGCAGCAGCAGCAGCAGGAGUAGCAGCGGCAGCAGCAGCAGCGGCAGCAGGAGUAGCAGCGGCAGCAGCAGCAGCAGUAGCAGGAGUAGCAGCGGCAGCAGCAGCAGCAGCUGCAGCAGCAGCAGCAGCAGCAGCAGCAGUAGCAGCAGCAGCUGCAGUAGUAGUAGUAGGAGGAGUGGUAGUAGUAUAG